Molecule: messenger RNA, 881 nt
Organism: Pararge aegeria (speckled wood butterfly)
Lineage: Eukaryota; Metazoa; Arthropoda; Insecta; Lepidoptera; Nymphalidae
Exons: 2
Coding region: 62-778 (238 amino acids)
Source: RefSeq, a predicted model, not a curated record
GAUUUUACAUCUUUUUUAUUGUAAGAUUUGAAAUAUUGCAGAGGCUUGAAGUUAUUUUAAAAUGAAGACAAUUAUCACAAUACUCUGUAUUAUAGGCAUAGGUACUCAUAACGUCGCAUCGCAAUGUUUAAAUAGACAACCAAACCUCGUCUUCAAUAGACAAAUACCAGAAACCAUAGUUGAAGCGCCUUUGAUAUAUCCACAACCUCAAUCAGUAUAUCAGCCCACAUUACGAGAUGUUCAACCGAUACUGAACGCACAAAUACGAGAUAUUCCACCUUUACUUACUUCACCGACAACUAUCAUAACUGAUUGUACUCCAUCUGUAUGCAAAACCUUAAUUGAUAUUAUACAAUUUAUGUCUGUAUGUAAUUUGAUAAAAGAAAAACAAGGUGGAUCGGAUGUAGCUUUGCAAUUAGCUGAACCAUUUUUCAAAGAACUAAUGUCAUCACAAUCAUUGUCAAAUCCAGUUUUAACUAAAGCUAUUGCUCCAUGUUUAAAUCCAGCUGUCAGAAAUACUUUUUCUCCUAAUUUGAUUAGUCCUGGUAUUCAAUUUUCAAAUUCGGUUGUAAGAAACCCUAUUUCUCCUAAUUUGAUAAAUCCUAGCGUAAUUUCUACAUGUUCUAAUCAAAUAGUUAGCAAUCCUAUUCCGCAAAGUUUAGUCAAUCCUGGGGCUAUUUCUUCUAUAUAUCCGGAUAUUGUUGGUUUCCCCAGUGGUGUUUCCAAUGUAAACAGUAAUGUCUUAGUUGGUAAUAUACUAAGUAUGUUAGGUAAUUAAAAUGUAAAUGUUAAAUAAAUAUUUAUUUUUUAGGUUUAAGUAUUGAUUAAGAAAUAAAAUUGCAAAAUCUUUUGAGAAAUUUUUUGUUCCCUCAUGUAUUUUA